UUUAGUGACAGACGAGGCAAUAAAAGCUAAACCCCACAAAACAGUUUCAUCUCCUCUCUUCAAUGGCUUCCAUUCCUCAUUUCUAUUCUGAUUAUCAAUUUUCUCCAGAUAAGUUUUCAGAGAUUUCAUCUGUAAUGGCUCAAGAUCAUAGAUAUGCUAGAACUGGUUCAUUUUCUAGCACAAACAUGUCAAGUGGUGCAAUGUUCGGAGAUCACCAAGAUUAUAGCUUUCCAACAUUUUAUGAUCAUGAAAAUGGCUGUGCACUUGAUAUUUUCCAAGGGGAGUCUGAGAUCAUGUCGCCGAUUCCGGCUACGAAAUCAUUGCCUGAAAGAUUUGGGAUUUCGAAUAUGGUUGUGCCCACAUUGAUGGAUUAUAAAAUGGGGUCUAAUUGUGGCAUCGCCAAAAUUCAGAGUUUUGGCGGCGGAUUUCAGUUAUCGGAUGUGUGUGAAUAUGGGGAGGAUUGUUGUGGUAUUUUGCCAAAAUUUACGCCUGCGACGUGUCCUGCUGCUGAAGAAAAUUGGAGGCUUGAAUACAAUCGAAUAACAGCAAAAGAAAACACCAACAUGGUCAAGGUUGGUCGUUACACGGUAGAAGAGAGGAAAGAUAGAAUUCUAAGGUAUUUGAAGAAGAGAAACCAAAGGAACUUUAACAAGACCAUCAAGUAUGCUUGCCGAAAAACCCUAGCUGACCGGAGAGUUCGCGUUCGUGGGAGAUUUGCUAAGAACAAUGAAAUAUUUGAAGAGGAAACUGAGGUUAAGAAGAAUGAUGAUAAUAUUCCUCAUCACCAUCAUGAAAAAGAUACAUAUUGCACUAGUGAUGCAGUUCAGAUCAAGAAUGACGAUGAUGAUGAAGAACAAUGGCUGCAAGAGGCUUUGGCAAGUCUUAUGUUUGUACCGUAUAUUGCUGCUGGAUAAUUUGUGUCUAAUUGGACAAACUGAUGUAGGAAUGUUGGGAAAUAUAUGAGUAGCAUAUGUUUUUACUUGUAAAAGCACUUUCUAACCAAGCUAGUGUUGGAUUUGUUAUAACAUAACAUCGCUUUCAUGGUGGGUUCUUUUCGGCUGUGAAACUGUGGUAAUUAGUUGGAUUUGAAAAGGAAGUCCGUAGCACAGUAUAUUUACCUCUUAUAAAGAGAAGGCACAGUAUUAUGACCACGAUGGUCUCCCAUGAUAUUCCAUCAACAAGGACAUGAAAGCUAAGGGGGGUGAUGGGACACUCAUGUAAUUAAUGUAGUAAAUGAGGACAUCAAAGGUGUUUUGAUUAUCUUAGUUUGUAACUGAUCCAGUUCUAUAAUAUGAAUGGUUGUGUUAAA
Molecule: messenger RNA, 1309 nt
Organism: Populus trichocarpa (black cottonwood)
Lineage: Eukaryota; Viridiplantae; Streptophyta; Magnoliopsida; Malpighiales; Salicaceae
Product: zinc finger protein CONSTANS
Exons: 4
Coding region: 63-914 (283 amino acids)
Biological process (GO): regulation of flower development
Cellular component (GO): nucleus
Molecular function (GO): protein binding
Source: RefSeq, a predicted model, not a curated record